This is a messenger RNA of [Torrubiella] hemipterigena, 2571 nucleotides long. The record is from the annotation of a GenBank genome assembly. Lineage: Eukaryota; Fungi; Ascomycota; Sordariomycetes; Hypocreales; Clavicipitaceae.
AAAGGAGGAUAAAUCGUCGACGGCUCCCAUUUACCCAAUUACAGGAGAUGACAUGGCUUGUGGUAUGUAUUUACAGUGGUUGAUGGUUGGUCGUAGUUGUGCUAACCUGUACAGGCCGCAAUGGCAACAAGCCUGUUGCGUUUACUUGCCCAGCACCGUCUGGGGCUACGCUUACUUUUGAAUUCCGCGAAUUCCCUGCCGAAAGCGCCCGUCAUCCGGGAUCAAUUGACCAUGGCCACAAGGGCCCAUGUACCGUAUACGUCAAGAAGGUGGAGGACAUGGCAACCACCCCUGCUGCGGGCGAUGGAUGGUUCAAGAUCUGGGAGGACGGCUACGAUGAGGAAAAGAAGACUUGGUGUGUGGACCGUUUAAUCGCCAACAAGGGACUAUUGUCAGUCGACUUACCGACAGGUUUACCUGCUGGCUACUACCUCGUCCGUCCCGAGGUUCUGGCUCUACACAACGCCGACAAGGGCGAUCCCCAAUUCUACGCCGGCUGCGCGCAGGUGCACAUUGAAGACGGGCCGUCUGGUCCUCUACACAUCCCUGCCGAGUACGAGGUCAGCAUUCCCGGUUACGUGGAUGCCAAGUCGCCUGGAGUCAACUUCAACAUUUAUAAGAAGCCCAUGGACAAGUACCAGGUCCCUGGACCCAAGGUUUAUAUUCCAUCUGUUGGUAAGGCCGGCAAGGCUGCUCUCACCAAGGAAAAGCAGCAGAUUGGCAACAUCCCCGACGACUGUUUGCUCAAGAAUGCAAACUGGUGUGGAAAAGCCAUUGGUGCGUAUUCUGGCGAGACGGGCUGCUGGAUUGGCGUUAAGGACUGCUGGACCCAGAGCAAGGAUUGCUGGAAGAGCGCACCUCCUAGCGGCGGAGCAAACUGCGCUGUCUGGGAUAGCUACUGCACAUCGAUGGAAGAUGAGUGCAACAGUGGAAGCUUUAGAGGCCCUCCCAAGUUCAGUGCCAAGGAGAAGUUAGCUCCUGUCCCUGGUGCGAUUCCCAAGCCGUGGGGCGAGGACUUUCCAGAGUCUGAGAUUGAGCAGUCUUCGUCGGUGGUCCUGCGUUCGGUGUUUGCUGCUGCCACGCCUAUCCCCGUCGGUGGCGGCGAGAGACAGGCCCCUAACGUUGACCUACCGGAGUUCAAUGCCGGCGUGGACAAGCCUCCAGCUCCUGGACGCCCCAACGUCGUGGAUAUCCCGGCGUUUUCCAGUGUCGAUCGACCUAUGCGAUCACAAGCCUCGUCCAUGCCCACGCCUGCGUCGUCCAUAAAGUCGCCCGCAUCGUCAGUCAAGGGUUCCCCAGCCUCGUCUACUCCAUUGUCAUCCACGGGUAUGCGCGGUUCUUCUGUCAAGGGAAGCCCAGCAUUCUCUACGCCAGCAUCUUCUGCACCGGCAUCCUCUAUGGACUGCAACGGAGGUAUGGAGCCGUCGCAGUUCCCUUCCAAGCCCAAGACAUCUGAGAUGCCCAAGGCGUCCCAGACACCAAAGGCAGGCACUUGGCCAGACAAGAACAAGGACGCUUCGAUACCAAAGGACUGUGAAGAUGGCAAGGAUAAGAACACCAAGACGCCCGGUGGCGACGGCUGGGCUGACAAGUCCAUCGAUGGUAGCCCUAGCACCAGCUGGCCGGAUAAGACUACGAAACCCAAGGAGAGCGGCUGGUCUGACAAGACUAAGGACGACCUGCCCUCGACCAGCAAGACAGCUUGGCCGGACAAGAGCAAGACGGAUCCCACUCUGGACAUGGACUGCAACGGAGCUCCUGUCGACGACCAAUUCCCCAGCAAGACAACUGAAACGGGCCCGAAGAAGGACAACUGGGCUGUUAAAGGCAAAGAUGGUGACUCCAAGACUGGCGGCAAUUGGUCUGACCAGACGAAGAGUGAAAAAGACAAGGUGGGGAGCUGGCCUAAUGGCAAGGACAAGCCUGCGGACCGAAACUGGGCAGACAAGUCGAAGGAUGACAUGUCCUCUGGGCCCAAGAAGCAUGGAAACGGCAUGGAUAUGAUGGACUGCGAUAUGAAUCCCAACAUGGUUGGCGAUAAGGAGAUGACAGAUCCUGUUGCUUCACCAAAGAAGGAGGACACCUCCACUACACCCAUCGGCAGCAAGGACGAUGCAGAGGAAAUAGAUCUUCCUGGAGACAAGAUUGAGGAGCUUGACUGCAGCGGCGGCCAGUUUGGUCCUCCGCCUGUUGAUGAGCCCAAGAGCGACGAGUCUGGAAGCGCGGACCCUACUGGCGGGAUGGGAGCUGACGGUGCUGUCCCUGAUGCAGAUGUCCCUGACGCCGAGGAUGCCCCAGACAGCAGCGACGAUAGCCCUGAGAAUGCCCCUGAGGCAGAAGAUCCUGAAGAUGCCGAGGAAGCGGAGGAUACAUUCUAGGCGUAAUGGUUGAGCGUGCUUUGUUUACCUCAAUGCGGCUUCGUUUGUGUAAUGAAUGGCGAUAGGGAACGGUUCGUUUGACUAUUUUCUUUUGAGUAUGUAUAUUUCGGAUUACUGCAAAUACUGAUUUCUUUUGUUGUUUGGGACAUCUUGCUUCUGCGAUUUCCAGUAUGUCGUAGUGUAGAUGUGCAAG